Messenger RNA from Drosophila ficusphila, 1887 nucleotides. It is a transcript of the gene Indy-2, whose product is annotated as protein I'm not dead yet 2. The transcript is spliced from 13 exons. Gene Ontology annotation, molecular function: succinate transmembrane transporter activity; citrate transmembrane transporter activity. Gene Ontology annotation, biological process: citrate transport; monoatomic anion transmembrane transport. NCBI's taxonomy places the organism in Eukaryota, Metazoa, Arthropoda, Insecta, Diptera, Drosophilidae. Gene Ontology annotation, cellular component: membrane. The record is from RefSeq and is a predicted model, not a curated record. Bases 84 to 1769 code for a protein of 561 amino acids.
CUAAGAUCUACACACACUACAAAUACUAAACACGUUUUAAGCCGAAUUAACAAACCAAUUGGUGUUUCAUUUCGACCGGCGAUAUGGCAGAACCAGAACCCAGGGAGUUUGGACUCCUCCGCUGUUGCAAGUACCACUGGAAGGGAAAACUCACCGCAGUUAUACCCAUAUUGACGCUGCCGCUCUUGGCUUAUGGUUUAAAGAACGACAGGGCUGAGUUCAAGUGUCUGUAUCUUAUAGCCACCAUGGCCCUUCUGUGGAUAACCGAAGCUUUGCCUAUUUACAUAACUGCAUUGAUUCCCAUUGUGUUUUGCCCAAUGUUUUCUAUUGUGCCUUCCGAUGAAUUGUGUAAACUGUACUUUUCCGACACCAUUGUCAUGUUCAUGGGUGGACUUAUGGUUGCCUUGGCCAUUGAGUAUUGCAAUCUUCACACAAGGAUUGCACUGAGAGUUAUCCGGAUAAUUGGUGGAAGUCCAAGGCGCUUAUAUGUGGGAUUGGUGGGUGUGAGCGUUUUCAUGGGACUGUGGAUAUCGAACUCAGCUGGCACGGCAAUGAUGUGUCCCAUAGUCAAGGCGGUGGUCAAUGAACUUGAAGCCAACAACAUAUUUCCCGUGUAUAUGACCCAAGAGGAAGAGCCAGUGGAGGAGGGCGAACCACCCCAUCCGUCCAAGAUAACGAUGGCCAUGUACAUUGGCGUGGCCUACUCCGCAACAAUUGGAGGGCUGGGAACCUUGAUAGGCACUGGAACGAACCUGGUCUUUAAGGGAAUUUACGAUCAGAGAUUUCCCACUUCAGUGGAGGAGGUUUCAUUUACCAACUUCAUGUUCUACACGAUCCCCCUGAUGGUAAUCGGUUACAUAGCGCUCGUCAUUAUAGCUGUGCUGAUCAGCCACAUGGGUUUGUUUCGGCCGAAAAGCAAAGUGGGCAAAUUGAUCGCGGAAGCCAACCAGAACCGAAAAUUGUUGGAAGACGUUUUGCGACAGCAUUAUAUUGAGUUAGGUCCAAUGUCCUGCCACGAGAUCCAAGUUUCCAUUCUGUUCGGUCUAAUGAUUGCUAUCCUCAUUACCCGCAAACCAGGAUUUUUUCCAGGUUGGGCCGACUUUUUGAACGCGCAGCCCGUAGGAAGCUCUUGUGGACUGUUUGUUAUUGUUCUACUCGCCUUUGCAUUGCCCACGCAAUAUGUCUUCUUUAAAUACUGUUGUGGCAAUCCUCCCUUUUCCGGCCAAGCAAUAGAUGCGCUUCUUUCUUGGCGAUAUGUUCAUAAUAACGUAUCCUGGGGUCUCUUGUUUCUGUUGGGGGGUGGAUUCGCCUUAGCGGAAGCCAGCAAAAGAACUGGUGUUACCAUAAUGGUUGCCAGGGCCAUGCAAGUCCUAGUAGGAAUGCCACACAUUUCAGUACAGAUGAUUACGGUCGCAAUGACAAUGUUCUUCUCCACUUUUAACUCUAACGUUGUCGUGGCCAACAUUGUUAUACCGAUUUUAUGCGAAAUGGCCCUUGUCCUGGAAAUGCAUCCCUUGAUUUUGACUUUGCCAGCAUGUUUAGCCUGUAGCUUGUGCUUUUUUCUACCAGUUAGCACACCACCAAAUGCAAUUGUUUGCAAUUACGCCCACAUCAAGACGAAAUACUUUGCCUGCAUCGGUAUAAUGCCCACCAUUAUUGGAUACUUUAUGAUAAUCAUAAACACGAAUACGUGGGGAAUGGUAAUCUAUCCGGAAACCAGUUCCUUUCCGGAUUGGGCUAAGCAAAUUAAGAACGAGAGCAAUAUCUGAUCGCGAAUCGAUUCCUUUGUUUAACUUUGGUUCACGGAAUUUCUUGAAUACUUUUUUAGAGAAGCCUUUGCUACUUAUGUGAAAUUAAACAAAAAUACAUUUGGAUUCAAAUUUGAAA